AUGGCAGAGGAGCGGCAUGGCUUUGUAAUUUGGUCGAUUUUCAAAAGUAUCGCUGCAAUUUUGACUUGGAUCUGCAUCAAAUUGCGAGUGAAGUCCCCCUGUGAUUGUAUUAUGGGUGAAAUUCGUUUGGAGGGUGAUUCAAUCGAUUUGAGGAGUGAGGAAGAGAACGCAAUGAGGAACGGUCCUCACCCUGUUCGGAUAGUUGAAGUGGUUGAAGAUGUAGAUCAUUCCUUUGAACUCAAUGUUCCUGCACUAGAAGAGAUUCUACUUGAUCCAAAAGUUGCUGAUAAAAAGGUUGCUGUCAUUGGUGUGGCUGGAGCAUACCGAAUGGGAAAAUCCUUCUUGCUGAACUUUUUCCUACGCUACUUACAGUGGCGGUCAGAUGGAUCUGACGAAGACGAUUCAGGGAGUUUGGAUUGGCUAAGCGUGCACCCAGAUUCACUGAAAGGAUUUUCCUGGCGAGGCGGAAGUAAGCGAGAUACUAACGGAAUUCUUAUUUGGAGUGAACCGUUCAUUAUGAAAGACAAAAAUGGAGAAGAGAUUGCCGUUAUCUUAAUGGACACACAAGGAACAUUUGAUUCGCAGAGCACUGUGAAGGAUUGCGCGACCAUUUUUGCACUGUCUACGAUGGUCUCGUCAAUGCAGAUCUACAAUUUGCUGCACAAUAUUCAAGAGGAUCACCUCCAACACUUGCAAAUGUUCACAGAGUACGGACGACUAGCAUUGGAGGACAGUGCGAGCAAGCCUUUCCAGUCUUUGCAAUUCUUGGUACGAGACUGGUCGUUCCCAUACGAAGCUGAAUUCGGUUAUGAUGGUGGACAAAAGAUUAUGGAAGAACGGCUACAGGUGUCAGCGAAGCAACACCCUGAAUUGCAACAGCUCCGACAACAUAUACGAAGUUGUUUCGAGAGUAUUUCCUGUUUUCUCAUGCCGUACCCUGGGAUCAAAGUUGCGACCAAUCCGGCUUUUACUGGAUCUUUGGCAGACAUUGAACCCGAGUUUCAACAGCAACUGCGUAUAAUGAUACCGCGGUUACUUGACUCGAACAACCUCGCCAUGAAGGAGAUAAACGGUCACAAAGUAACAUGCCGAGAACUCGUCGAAUACUUUAAGUCGUACAUGAAAAUCUUCCAAGGACAAGAUUUGCCGGAACCAAAGUCUAUGCUUAUGGCCACAGCGGAGGCGAAUAAUUUGGCAGCUGUGGCUAGUGCACGGGCUCUAUAUCAACGAGAAAUGGAGGAGAUUUGCGGUGGAGAUACUCCUUACAUGAGCACUAAUGAAUUACGAGAGCAACAUCAAAUUUGCAAGAAUGAUGCUAUUCGAGAAUUCCGCAAUGCUCGAAAAAUGGGUGGAGUGGAAUAUAGUGUGCAGUUUUUGGAAAAACUUGAGGACGAAAUUGAGGAGAACUACGAGUCCUACCUCAAAAUGAACAACGGCAAAAACUUGUUUAAAUCUAUGCGCACGCCUGCUGUUUUGGUUUCAUUGAUGAUUAUUGAUUAUAUCUGCCAAGAAUUCUGCCAGAUGAUUGGAUUAGACUUCUUUGCUGGGUUGUUCUCUUCUGUACUUGUAAUUGUUAUUGGAGCUCUUACUGUUUGGGCAUAUGCACGAUAUUCUGGGACACUUCGCGAAGCUAGUGGUUGGGUUGAUGAUGCUGUGACGUUUCUGUGGACCAACUUUAUAUCACCGAAUGCGGGCCAGCUUGGAGCAUUGGGUGGCGCAAUCCAGCUUGGAGAAAAACUUUCUAAUUCAACGGCAUCAACGUCUAACUCUUCACUUAAAACGCGCAAGAAGAAUAAUUGA
This is a messenger RNA of Necator americanus (New World hookworm), 1800 nucleotides long. RefSeq lists its product as uncharacterized. The coding region runs from base 1 to 1800 and encodes 599 amino acids. The record is from RefSeq and is a predicted model, not a curated record. Lineage: Eukaryota; Metazoa; Nematoda; Chromadorea; Rhabditida; Ancylostomatidae. The transcript is spliced from 19 exons. Gene Ontology annotation, biological process: protein homooligomerization; endoplasmic reticulum organization. Gene Ontology annotation, molecular function: GTPase activity; GTP binding.